AUGACUUUGUCGGACACCUUCACUGCCAUCCCUGUCUUGGACUAUUCUCUCGCAACCUCAUCGGAUACCAAGGCCACCUUCCUGAGAGAGCUGCGCAAUGCUCUCGUCAAUGUGGGGUUCUUCUAUCUCACCAACCCGCCGGUAUACGGAGUAAACACUUCCUGGGGUAUUCUCGGCUGGGAGCAGAGUUCACAGCUCGUAAAGUCGGAUUAUCGAGAGCAAUUUGAUUUUGCAACUGAAUUGCCUCCACCUCGUCCGGACGAGCCACUGUAUCGCAAUAUUCGAGGUCCUAAUCAGUGGCCGGACGAAACUGCGAUCCCUGGCUUCCGCCAUGCUCUUGAGUCAUACCCUAGCUGA
Molecule: messenger RNA, 357 nt
Organism: Aspergillus tanneri
Lineage: Eukaryota; Fungi; Ascomycota; Eurotiomycetes; Eurotiales; Aspergillaceae
Exons: 4
Coding region: 1-357 (118 amino acids)
Source: RefSeq, a predicted model, not a curated record